CGCCAUUUUAAACGUCAAUUCCAAAUUAAUUUCACAUUCACCGGUCUUAAUUCAAUUAUAUCCUACAUGAUUAUUACCUGGUUUUAUUGUUACCUUUCUCGUUAAUACAUUUCAAGUAAUCCGUUUAAAUUUCCUACCAAAUCCGUCACCAUGUCCAACGUGAUGAAAUCAAGAAGCAAACGGAAGUCUAAGAAAGAAAUAACACCACCAACUACAAAACGAUCCAAAGUUUAUCACAGAAGUCACAAUUCUGAGGAAGGUUUAGUUCUUGUGGUCGGAAGUGGUGAUGUCGGUCAGUUAGGUCUUGGGCCUGACAUAAUGGAGAAGAGCCGGCCAGCAUUGGUUGAGCUUCCAGAGGCUGUGAUCCAGGUGUGUGCUGGAGGUAUGCACACUAUAUGCCUUACUGUAUCGGGAAAGGUAUAUUCAUUUGGUUGCAAUGAUGAAGGCGCUUUAGGACGUGAUACAACAGAAGAAGGCUCAGAAACUACACCGCAGCUUGUUGAGUUACCUGGGAAAGUGGUGCAAGUAUCAGCAGGAGAUAGUCACUCUGCAGCUUUGUUUGAAGAUGGCAAGGUUUUUGUUUGGGGUAACUUCAGGGACGGAAAUGGUUCACUUGGCCUCACGACAGAGGGCGCUGUGAAAGAACCAAUGGAAUAUGUACCAUCAGAAAUAUUUGUGAAAAUAGCAAGUGGAGGAGAUCAUUUGGUUUUGUUAACUCUAGAUGGUAGAAUUUAUACUGCUGGCUGUGGAGAACAGGGACAACUUGGCAGAAUUGCCAAACAAUUUUCCAGUCGUGGUGGAAGAAAAGGCUUAGAAUUGAUUUUAUCACCACAAGUAGUCCGUUUCAGAGCAUCCACCAAGGUUCAGCCUAAAUUCUCUGAUAUUUGGGCAAUUCAGUAUGCCACAUUUGCUGAGGAAAAACAAACUGGACAUAUAUACAGUUGGGGUUUAAAUAAUUAUGAUCAGCUUGGUUUCAGUGAUUUGGAAGACAGAUUUGUUCCACAAAAAGUCCUCAGUUUUAGCGACCAAACUUGGUUGGAUAUAGGAGGUGGCAUGCAUCAUACAGUAGCGCUUAGCAGUGAUGGUAAAGUGUAUGUUUUGGGGCGUGGGGAUUACGGACGUCUUGGUUUAGGAGAGGCUGUCACUCUGGCAAAUCAGCCCACUCGUGUUGAGGCAUUGAAAGAUAAAGUUAUCAAGAUUUCAGCUGCUGGUUCUGUUUCCUAUGGAAUUACAUCAGAUGGUAAAUUAUAUGCUUGGGGCAUGGGUACAAACAAUCAACUGGCUAGUGGAAACGAUGACGAUGCUUGGACUCCAAAGCAGAUGGGUGGCAAACAGCUUGCAGAAAGGAAAGGAAUAGCCAUUUCAGGUGGAGGACAACAUUGUGUGAUGCUCUGUAAAUCAUCCUAACCAAAUAUAUUUUUUUAAAUGUCCAUCCCUCCCUCUCUCUCUCUGUCCCUUCCCCUCCACCAACCGUCCUAUUGACCAUUGUACAUUGCUUCAUGUUAACCAGAAAGAAAAUAUAAAUUUUUAAAAUUUCAGUGUUCAUCAUGGAUUAAAUCCUCGUCAUUGUGGUGUGGGUGAAUAAAGACAAUUUCUCCAUUUUUUUU
Octopus sinensis (East Asian common octopus) is the source of this 1607-nucleotide messenger RNA. Its product is annotated as regulator of chromosome condensation. Lineage: Eukaryota; Metazoa; Mollusca; Cephalopoda; Octopoda; Octopodidae. Bases 151 to 1407 code for a protein of 418 amino acids. The record is from RefSeq and is a predicted model, not a curated record. The transcript is spliced from 11 exons. Gene Ontology annotation, molecular function: guanyl-nucleotide exchange factor activity. Gene Ontology annotation, cellular component: cytoplasm.